AUGAGCAGCCGCUGGAACAUUGCGGAGACGCAUUAUGUAGCAAAGAGGAAGACAGAAAUGGGUGAAAAGUUUGUAAAUAAUUAUCAAAUUUUGCAUACAUUGGGUCAGGGACGAUUUGGUAAGGUAAAACUCUGUGAAAGGCUUGCAAAUAGUGAGACACCGAGCUUUACUUCUACCAAUAACGUUGAGGAUGUGCAUACUGUCUCAAGUGAUGCGCAUAAAACUAGUGACGAUACAAUAACACCAUUAAUACGACCAGUAUUUUCUCCUCCUAAGGCAAGACUGUUUGCAAUGAAGAUCUUCUCCAAAAAGAUGCUACGCCGUCUCAAAGACUACUGUGCGGAACCUGCAGGGAAUCAACUUGGCGAUGACGAUACUAAAAAAGGUGCAGUGCCUAUGAGGAUGCGGGCGGUAACAGCUCUGGACCGUGUUCAUGAGGAGAUUGAGAUAAUGCGCUCGCUUUAUCAUCGCAAUAUUGUGUUGCUGUUUGAAGUGAUUAAGGCGAACGACAGCGACAAACUCUACCUAGUGCUUGAAUACAUGGCAUGUGGCCCAUGUAUGGUCUUUCGACCGGAUACGAAGGACUUUUACAGUCCUGUUACGGGUGGCACGCUACCGGAGGAGCUAGCACGUCAAUAUUUAUCCGACAUCCUUCUUGGCCUGCAAUAUCUGCAUCAAAGACGAAUAUGCCAUCGUGACAUUAAGCCCGACAACGUGCUACUGAAUGAGUCAGGGUGCUGUCACAUUACUGAUUUUGGUUGUGCAAAAGCUCUUAAUGGUGUCACAAAGGAUGAUGGAGUAGGUGGGGCAACACACAUUAAUGCUGAACCAGUGCUACUAUCGGAUACAGUAGGAACCUACCAAUUCUUGGCGCCGGAAUGUUGUUCUGGCGAGCCUUACGACCCAUUUAAGGCAGACAUUUGGGCAGUCGGUAUUGUUUUUUACAUUUUCUUAUAUGGAAGACUGCCGUUUUCAUCUGGAAGCACGCAAGAACUAUUCGAUGAGAUUAUGCGUGCAGAGAUUAUACUCCCUGGUCCAGAAAAGUCUGGCCGACAACUGCCACUUUGUCCUGAAGGCAAAGACUUGCUGCACCGACUGCUUGAGAAGGAUCCAAAGCAACGGAUAUCGAUUGCAGAUGCUCUAAGCCACCCAUGGUUUGUGCAAGAUGAUAUUGAUGAAUCUCUUUCAGUUUGA
Molecule: messenger RNA, 1194 nt
Organism: Peronospora belbahrii
Lineage: Eukaryota; Oomycota; Peronosporomycetes; Peronosporales; Peronosporaceae
Source: the annotation of a GenBank genome assembly